Messenger RNA from Triticum urartu, 1799 nucleotides. The record is from RefSeq and is a predicted model, not a curated record. Lineage: Eukaryota; Viridiplantae; Streptophyta; Magnoliopsida; Poales; Poaceae.
AGCAAGGUUGGGAUUGGAUGCGGGGCUUCUUCUGUAGAUAGUAGGCUUAGAUUUAUGUUGUUCGGCCUUGUGCUGUGGUCUGGCUUCAUGCCGUUGGGAGUCUGCCUUCAGAUCUCGCGAGCAGAAUCCGGUGGCCGUUGUCGUCGUCCUCUGCAGCGUCUUCAUCAUGGAGGCAAAGGGAUGGCGGCGGAUCUGGCGAAUCCCCUCUCAAUAAGCUCGCAGUGGCACUUGGAGACGCCGCUGUGGUGCUCCUCCCCUUCCCUCUCUGCCGUCAUGUGGCGGCCGGGGUAGCGGUGGAGAAUCGCAGCAAGUUCAGCUCCAACAGUGCCUCUCCUCGUCGGAUCUAUAUCUCUUGCGAGGAUGGGGUCCGUCCCUGCUCUCGAGGAGGUUCUCCAGCUUCUCCUUUCUUUGCAUGUUCCUUCAGCAGAUGAGAAGCGGCGGAGUUGAUGCAGAUGGGGAUGACGCUCGUCACCAACGGUGGUCUUGGAGAGGCUACGGCGCCUACGGUGGCCAGCCGGUCCUGCCAGCAAUCCGGUGCAUCCUAUGGCCGAAGGGCGGCCCUUUUCAAUCCUCCCGGCUAAGUUGCCACAAGGGAGGCACUACAACUAUAGUGCAGAUUCCAUGGCAUACAACCUAUAGCUCUAAUACCAUGUUGAUGAUAAUUAACUUGAUAUUAGUAGGAGGCCAAAGCCAACAUAUAUACAUGUACGAGAGGAUGCCAAAAGGCUAGAAUACAAAAGGCCAAAGAUCAUCAUCAAUAUAACUCUAACAGAGGGGUCGUCGGACCAAGUGGUCUCGUCCCCGGCGCGGUUGUUAAGGACCCGAUUGCAUUUUACUUUCGUCUUCUGGGGUCCUCCUUGCAUAAGUCAGGGAUCUGGUUGUAAUCUGUAUUUUUCUUUGGGUCCUGCUGCUAGAUGCUCUGUACCACCGCUGAAAUAUUAAUGAUGCAUCUGGGGCCUUCGAGCCCCUACCAGUGUUCAUUUUUUAUUUAUUUAUCGGCUGAUACAUAAUAUUGGUUUGUAAUAAUUAUGUUUUUUAAUACACGUUAUCAUGAUUUUCUAAAAGAAACGCUUUAGAGUUGCUUAUGUUGCUAAUAACCAAUUGGCCAUAGUAUAUUUUUUCAGCAUUGUUAUGUGUGCAGAUUUUUGAAGUUGGUGAUGUAGUGUCAUUGGAUACUUCACGUGAUGUUGGUGCCUCUAAUAAUCGCCGGCUUGCAGCUUUGUACUGUAAUAGUAAUUCUGGAUUUGAGGAAAUUAUGGGUUUGGUGGAUAGGAUUGUCAAAAUCGUGAGAGCUCCACACAUAAAUUUCGGCCAGACUUACUAUGUUCCUUCAAGUGAACCCGAGUUCUUUACUAAAAGACAAUGCAAAAUUGUUAUGAGUGAUGGAAAGCAGGUUGGCUACUUAGGAAUUGUCCAUGCUGAGGUGCUAAGAAAAUUUGGCAUUCUGGACCCCUGCACCUUCGUUGAGAUUGACAUUGAGGCUCUUUUGUAGCUGCCAUGUAUAUGAAUCAGGGGAUUCGCCUGUUGGUUUUGUUCACCUGAGUACCUGACAGUUUGGCAGGCGUGUGGUAUCUCAACACAACAGGACCCCCAUUUUAGUUUGGACACUACAUGCUCAAUUGUAGUAGCUCACAUUGGUGCUUGCAUGUUUGAGUUGGAAAAGGAAGAAGUAUCAUGAUACUGUAGAUGCCUCAGCUUUUUGUGAGUGAAAGAUGUGCCUUACUUUGUUUCCGUUUUGAUACAAUUAUACAGCACCAUUUUGGCACACAUGUUUCUAUGAAAUAUGCCAGUUAUUAAUA